AUGGAAAGUUGGUGUGCUAAGUUUCCAUCCGAAAGUGACAGCUGUGAUAGCAUCACAUAUGAUGCCCAAACACAAACAGGAAACAGGAUCUUGGCAUAUGAUCGAGGGUUAUCAUCACUUGAUGACAAGGAUUGUGUUGCAAAACCUUCAGUAAGUGAGAGCAUCACUCAUGCCCUAACCUCUUCUACAAGUGAAAGCAGCAACUUUCCCCCUACUCCAUCAGCAAAUGAGGGCGACAACUUUGCUCCAACACCAUCAGCAAGUGCAAGCAACAAUUUUACCCCAACACCAUCAGCAAGUGAGAGCAUCACUUAUGCUCCAACCCCUUCAGCAAGUAAGAGCAACAACUUUCCCCCUACUCCAUCAGGAAGUGAGAGCAACAACUUUCCCCCUACUCCAUCAGGAAGUGAUAGCAACAACUUUGCUCCAACAUCAUCAGAAAGUGAGGGUGAUCACUUCAUCCCUACACCAUUAGCAACCAAGAGUAUACUAUGUGUUGCUGCAACAAAAGGAAGUGAGAACAACACACAAGACACUGCACCAAAGGCAGCUUUCAGAACGAUACUUGUUGCGAAACGAAAAGCAUCUGGCCACACCACAAAUGUCAUUUCAACAAAAUCAAGUGAGAAUAAUACAGAUAAAGCUUCACCCAAACCAGCAGUCAUCAAAAGUAUUUCUGUCAAAAGAAAAGCAGUUAUGGAAAGUUGGGGUGCCAAGUUUCCAACCGAAAGUGACAGCUGUGAUAGCAUCACAUAUGAUGCUCCAACACAAACAGGAAACAGGAACUUGGCAUAUAAUCGAGGGUUAUCAUCACUUGAUGACAGGGAUUGUGUUGCAGAACCUUCAACAAGUGUGAGCAAUACCUUUCCCACUACACCAUCCGGAAGUGAGGGCAAUAACUCACCCCCAACUCCAUCAGCAAGUGAUAGCAACAACUUUGCCUCUGCACCAUCAGCAAGUGUGAGCAAUACCUUUCCCUCUACACCAUCCGGAAGUGAGGGCAAUAACUCACCCCCAACACCAUCAGUAAGUGAGAGCAACAUCUUUGCCUCUUCACCAUCAGCAUGUGAGGGCAACAACUUUGCUCCAACACCGUCAGCAAGUAAGAGCCACAACUUUGACCCAGCACCAUCAGCAAGUGAGAGCAACAACUUUGCCUCUACACCAUCAGGAAGUGAGGGAAACAACUUUGCCCCAACAUCAUCAGCAAGUGAGAGCAACAACUUUGCCCCAACACCAUCAGCAAGUGAGGGCCACAACUCUGUCCCAACUCCAUCAGCAAGUGAGAGCCACAACUUUGCCCCAACAUCAUCAGCAAGUGAGGGCAACAACUCUGCUCCAACAUCAUCGUCAAAUGAGCACAAAUUUGCCAAAACAUCAUCAGGAAUUGAGGGUGACAACCUUAAUCCUACAUCAUCAGCAAGUGAGAGCAACAACUUUGCCCCAACUCCAUCAGCAAGUGAGAGCAACAAUUCUGCCCCAACUCCAUCAGCAAGUGAGAGCAACAACUUUGCUUCAACACCAUCAUCAAGUGAGGGCCACAACUUUGCCCCAACACCAUCAGCAAGUGAGAGCAACAACUCUGCCCCAACACCAUCAGCAAGUGAGAGCAACAACUUUGCCUCUACACCAUCAGCAAGUGAGAGCAACAAUUCUGCCCCAACUCCAUCAGCAAGUGAGAGCAACAACUUGGCUUCAACACCAUCAUCAAGUGGGGGCCACAACUUUGCCCCUGCUCCAUCAGGAAGUGAGAGCAACAACUUUAACUCAAAAUCAUCAGCAAGUGAGGGCAAUUUUGCACCAACAUCAUCAGCUUAUGGAGACAAAAACUUUGCCCCAACAUCAUCAGCAACUGAGGGCAACAAGUAUGCCAAUGCACCAUCAUCAAGUGAAGGCAGUGUCUUUGAAAGUGACAACACCACUCAAGACAGUGCCCCAAAAUUACAAACAGCUAUUCUUACUACACUUACCAACUCACACAGAGGGCUUUUCUCUUACAGAAACGUUUCUUUACCAACAUCAGCUGUCAACUACAGGUGUAUUGCCUUACAAAAAGCAGCUGUCAGCACCACAAGUACCACCUCACAAAAAGCAGCUGUCACUACCACCAUUAUUGCCUCACAAAAAGCAGCUAUCAGCACUACGGGUACCACCUCACAAAAAGCAGCUAUCAGCACAAGGACCACCUCACACAAAGCAACUGUCAGCACUACUGGUACCAACUCACAAAAAGCAGAAGUUCGCACCACGAGUACCAACUCACAAAAAGCAGAAGUUCGCACCACGAGUACCACCUCACAAAAAGCAGAAGUUAGGACCACAAGUACCACCUCACUAAAAGCAGAAGUUAGGACCACAAAUACCACCUCACUAAAAGCAGAAGUUAGGACCACAAGUACCACCUCACACAAAUCAGCAGUCAGCAGGGGAUGUGGUUCCUCGCACAAAUGUGAUGCCUUUCAAGAAACAGCUGUUGGCACUUCAUGUUCCACCAUACCAAAAGAUAUAUUUGAAGAAGUCCCCAUCACCCAUGCUGCCUCACCAAAAGCAGACACCAGCAGCAGUAGUUCUGAAAAUACAGCAAGUGACAGCAUUGCACAGGAGGAAUUGUGCAGGGGGGUUGCUGCUAGGAAAAAGACAAGCAUCCCCAAUCGGAUUCGCUGGGUAUGUACCCCAUUUUUAUGUAACUGUUUUUUUAACCAUGAUAAUGAUUUUGACAUUCUGUAUCUAUGAACUAUGCAUCACAUUUAUUUCAGGAAAGGAGGUAAGCCAUGAAAUAAGGUCACCAACA
Messenger RNA from Haliotis rubra (blacklip abalone), 2791 nucleotides. Its product is annotated as flocculation protein FLO11-like. The record is from RefSeq and is a predicted model, not a curated record. Lineage: Eukaryota; Metazoa; Mollusca; Gastropoda; Lepetellida; Haliotidae. The transcript has 2 exons. Bases 1 to 2733 code for a protein of 910 amino acids.